Messenger RNA from Prunus armeniaca (apricot), 306 nucleotides. NCBI's taxonomy places the organism in Eukaryota, Viridiplantae, Streptophyta, Magnoliopsida, Rosales, Rosaceae. The record is from the annotation of a GenBank genome assembly.
AUGGCUUCCUUGGCCAUUUCUGCUUCAUUGCAAACAGUUUGCAGCUCACAUCAAGCCACUAAGAAACAACAGCCCAAAUCCAGACCAGCUGCUCGCUCUUUGGGGACAAAAGAGGCCACCCAUCAUGUUGUUGCGCUGGAUGUGAAAGCUCAAAAUGGUUUAAACAUAGAGAAGCAAGAGAAGUCUGCUUUACGCAUCGAUGGGCCUGAGGCAGAGGAUGCUGCAGACUACAAAUCACAACAUGGUUUGGGUACAGAAUUGCCUCUUGUGAAGUUCAACGACGAGCAGUGGAAGAAAGGGACAUAG